UUGUAGAGCCUCACGCACGGAAGGAAGAUCCAAACGAUUUGAGAUGGCAGCUAAACUUUUUGCCCUGCUGUUGCUGGCCCUUUUCACCGCCGGCCAAGCGGAGUACAACUACAACGAAAAGUCGGCUGCGGCGGUCAACUCCCUGGAGCACCGGGCAUCCAGCAGUUCCGGUGAGGAUUUCCUGAGCGACUAUCACACGCCUAGCAACAAUGCCCUGAACUCGGAGGCGACUCCCGAAGGGUAUGACUACUUAGCUCCCACUAGGAAUCAGUUUACUGCCGGCAGCCGGAAGGCCAGUGCUCAGGCCUCAAAUCUGCUCCAAAAUGCUGCCAGUGCAGCCAACGCCGCCUCCGCUUUGCUGCCCUCGCCACUGCCAAUCCUUCGCCAGGAGCAGAAUUCGGAGGUGAUUUCAUCUGUGCAGGAACAAGAACAAGAAAUAGUUCCGGCCAUUCAGGAACAAAAGCAGGAUUCGGUUGUAGUAACGUCCGUUGUGCGCCAGCAGCAGGAACCGGAGGUCUUCACGCCUGCCAGCUACAGCUUCAACUACGCCGUGAACGACGAGAGCACCGGCGACAUCAAGGAGCACAGUGAAACCCGUGAUGGAUAUGUCGUUCGCGGCUUUUACAGCCUCGUCGAUCCGGAUGGCUACAAGCGCACCGUGACCUACACGGCGGAUGAUGUCCAUGGCUUCAAUGCAGUGGUUAACCGAGUGCCCUACGCCCUUAAAGCUGUGGUCGUUCCAGUGUCAAAGGUGACGCAAGUGGCAAAGCCCACUCCAUUUGUGGCUCUGGAUGAGCGAUCCAAGUCCGGAGAUAUUACUCGAUCGGCAGCAGGAGCAGCAACUCUGGAAGCUGAGAUACGAUCGGGUACUGCUUCGGCUACUGCUUCUGGUACUGCUUCGGUUACUGCUUCGGGUUCUGGUUCGUCCUCUGGUACAGUUUCCGGUUCCGGGGUGUCCAAUAGCUUUGCAGAGGACAGCUAUGCCAAUGCCCCCCGAGGACUUGACGCCUCCGGAGGUCCUUACGCCUGAGUCCUGCUACUCACCUAUGCACUCUUUGUAUAUUCCUUCAUUGUGCUUCAUCUACUACUAGUUUUCUAAUUAAUAAAUACAAAACGUUCCUCAUAUAAA
Messenger RNA from Drosophila eugracilis, 1129 nucleotides. RefSeq lists its product as uncharacterized. Gene Ontology annotation, cellular component: extracellular matrix. Lineage: Eukaryota; Metazoa; Arthropoda; Insecta; Diptera; Drosophilidae. The record is from RefSeq and is a predicted model, not a curated record. The coding region runs from base 44 to 1030 and encodes 328 amino acids. The transcript is spliced from 2 exons.